Messenger RNA from Trichechus manatus latirostris (Florida manatee), 2005 nucleotides. Its product is annotated as pepsin F-like. Gene Ontology annotation, molecular function: aspartic-type endopeptidase activity. The transcript has 9 exons. The record is from RefSeq and is a predicted model, not a curated record. Lineage: Eukaryota; Metazoa; Chordata; Mammalia; Sirenia; Trichechidae. The coding region runs from base 7 to 1167 and encodes 386 amino acids. Gene Ontology annotation, biological process: proteolysis.
GGAAACAUGAAGUGGAUUUUGGUCCUUGGGUUGGUGGCCCUCUCGGAGUCCUUAAUCACGAUCCCUUUGCAAAAGAUCCAACCAUUGCGAGAGAGGCUCAGGGAGAAAGACCUGCUGAAAGAUUUCCUGGAGAAGAGUCCUUACAACUUAAUCUCUAAGUAUCUGGGCAGACUGCAGAUGAUGGAAGUGUCUUAUGAACCUCUGAGGAACUACCUGGAUCUGGCGUACAUGGGCACCAUCAGCAUCGGAACGCCCCCUCAGGAGUUCAAAGUCAUCUUUGACACUGGCUCUACUGACUUGUGGGUGCCCUCGAUCUACUGCUACAGCCCCGCCUGUGCCCACCACAAUGUCUUCAACCCUCUGCGGUCCUCCACCUUCCAAUUCUUGGGCCAGCCUCUCUCCCUUUCCUACGGCACCGGAAGUAUGAAGGGAUUUCUCGCCAGCGACACUGUGAAGGUCACGGGGCUUCCCGAAGUGGUCCAGGAGUUUGGCCUGAGCAUCCAGGAGCCUGGCCAAUUCAUGGACUCCGUGCCCUUCGAUGGCAUUCUGGGAUUGGCCUACCCCACUCUCGGCAUCAGAGGGACAACCCCCUUCUUUGACAACCUGUGGAGACAAGGCCUCGUUUCUCAGGGUCUCUUUGCCUUCUACUUGACCAACGAGGAAAAGAACAGCAGUGUGGUGAUGUUCGGUGGGGUAGACCCAGCCUACUACAAGGGAGAACUUAACUGGGUGCCGGUGACCAGACCCUUCUUCUGGCAGUUUACCGUAAGCAGCAUCUCCAUGAACGGAGCGGUUAUUGGCUGUGACAGUGGCUGCCAUGCCAUUUUGGAUACUGGAACCUCUUUGGUGACUGGACCACCUGAACCUAUCUUCAACAUCCAGAGGAUUAUCAAUGCCAGGCAGUCCUAUGGUGGCGAGUACAUCAUGGACUGUGAAGCCAUUAACACGCUCCCUGACAUCAUCAUCACCAUCAAUGGCGUCGACUACCCAUUGCCAGCCAGUGCCUACAUUCGGCAGGAGCAUACAGGCAUUUGCUACAGCAACUUCCUGGCGACACCCGGUAACUUAUCCCGGGAGAUCUGGAUUCUGGGGGACGUCUUCCUGAGGCUGUAUUUCUCCGUCUUCGAUCGGGAAAACAACAGGAUUGGCCUGGCGCCUGCAGCGUGAAUCUGGUCUCCUCCAGGGAGCAACCCGGCCCACGCUAAACACAUGCAUGGGAGGGAUGCCCGCCCAGGGGAGCCGAUUUGAACUGUGUUCAGUGCUGUACAAAGCCCCAUUCUCAGUGGAGAAUAUUUUAUUUUAAUUAUGCUAAUGAUAACGAUUGCUUCUGUUUGGGUGGGGAGGUGCUUCAGAAUGAGGCAGGACUCUACAAGCUGGAGUCUAGACCACAACGCCCAUCAGCUUAAAUGGAAAGCCGGGCUUAUUUGAAGGACACUGGGGUGGCUGAAGGAGCCAGGGCAGAUCCAUAGAGCUCACUCCUUCCCUUCUCUCCUCUUUGCCUGACAACUUUCUUCUCUCAGGCCUCCACUCUUGGUGGAGGACUUUACCCCCUUGCCUGCCUCUAAGUUGAACAUUCGAAGACUUCUAACCUACAAGGCAAGACGCUCAGAAAGUACCGGGUUACCGGCGAGGACUGUAAUUGGUCCACCUCAGGUCAUGUGUCCAUCUCUGGGCCAAUCAUCAUGGCCGUGGGAUGGAGUGCUAUGAUUGGCUCUACUUGGUCAGGUGGCCGCCCGUGUGAUCAGGAAGUGAUUGGCGGUUUCCUACAGAUCACAAAACGGGAGCUGGGGAGGGCCCCUCCCCAAAGAAGGGGGUGGCUGUGGACGCAGGAAGUAAAAGUGUUUCUCAACCGAUGUCUGCUACGCUGCGCUUUCAGAGGGAUGGUGUUAUGAAUUGUGCCCCCACCCCCCAAAAAAUGUGUUGGAAUUCUAACUCCUAUGCCUGUGGAUGUAAUCCUAUUUGAGAAUAGGGUUUUCUUUGUUAUGUUAAUGAGGCCAUAUCAGUG